Messenger RNA from Alnus glutinosa, 1637 nucleotides. Its product is annotated as GDSL esterase/lipase At2g23540-like. Bases 157 to 1275 code for a protein of 372 amino acids. The transcript is spliced from 5 exons. Gene Ontology annotation, molecular function: hydrolase activity, acting on ester bonds. The record is from RefSeq and is a predicted model, not a curated record. Lineage: Eukaryota; Viridiplantae; Streptophyta; Magnoliopsida; Fagales; Betulaceae.
UCUCUCAUGGAUUUUAUAUUUUUCUCCAGCUGUGAACAAGAAGGUAUGUACUUAUAUGCUCACCACCAGGCUAAUUGCUUAGCAAUGGUACUGUCUGUGUUUUAGUCCUAUCGAUCGGCUUCAUCAAUUUGAGGGGACUAAAAGGCAGCGACCGCCAUGGAAUCAUACAGUACUGUGGCCUUGGUUGCUUUCUUGCUCGUGAUGAUCAGUUUGAGCUGCUUUGGAAAGGCUGCUGAUCAAAAAGUGUUUGGAGCUUCUUUUAUCUUUGGUGAUUCUCUAGUUGAUGCCGGGAACAAUAACUACUUCCCAACGUUGUCCAAGGCAAAUAUCGCACCUAAUGGAAUUGAUUUUAAAGCUUCUGGAGGAAAGCCUACAGGCCGGUAUACCAACGGGAGAACCAUUGGUGAUAUUGUAGGAGAAGAAUUGGGAGCACCAAACUAUGCUGUCCCAUUUUUGGACCCGAAUUCCACUGCGAAAGAAAAAUUAUCUGGAGUGAAUUAUGCAUCAGGGGGAGGAGGAAUCAUGAAUGCAACUGGAAGAAUAUUUGUUAAUCGGCUUGGAAUGGACAUCCAAAUUGAUUACUUUAACAUCACUAGAAAACAGUUUGAUCAAUCGAUGGGUGCAUCAAAAGCCAGAGAUUACAUAAUGAAGCGAUCCUUCUUUUCAGUCACAAUUGGAGCAAACGAUUUCCUAAACAACUAUCUACUUCCAGUGCUCUCCAUUGGAGCAAGAAUUUCUCAGAGCCCAGAUAGUUUCGUUAAUGACAUGAUCGAGCACCUAAGGGGCCAACUUACUAGGCUUUACCAGCUAGACGCUCGGAAGUUCGUCGUGGGGAACGUUGGGCCGAUAGGCUGCAUACCUUAUCAAAAGACAAUAAAUCAGUUGAACGAAGACGAGUGUGUGGAACUACCUAACAAGCUAGCUGUUCAAUACAAUGCCCGGUUGAAGGAUUUGGUCGCUGAACUAAACGACAACCUCCCUGGAGCCACGUUUGUUCUUGCAAACGUGUAUGAUAUGGUCUUGGAGCUCAUCAUCAAUUAUAAAAAACAUGGAUUUACAACUGCAAGUAAAGCAUGUUGUGGAAAUGGGGGCCAGUUUGCGGGGAUAAUACCGUGCGGGCCUACGUCUAGUAUGUGCUCGGACCGCGAUAAGCAUGUGUUCUGGGAUCCUUAUCAUCCGAGCGAGGCUGCCAACCUUAUAAUUGCCAAGCAAUUGCUCGAUGGAGACACAAAAGUCAUCUCCCCUAUGAAUCUCAGACAACUUCGAGAUCACUGAUUUUCAUUUCCAUGAAACAGUUCAUGUAGUGGGUGUUCGAAAUAUUUAUCCUUAAUCGAUCAAGUGGAUGUUUCUUAGGUUUUCCAUUUCAAAGGAUUUCUUUCUGUUAGAAGAUAUGAAGGGCUAGAAUAUAUAAAAAGUAUAAUAUACUUUCCAUAUAUUCCAUAUUUGAUUGGUAUUGUAAUAUUUCAUAUUUAUAGUGUGUCGUAAUCAAAUCAUGGGGAUCUAAUUACCAUAUUUGAUGAGGAUUUGAUUACCAUAUUUGUAUUCAUUUUAAACUCUAUAAAUAGGGAUUUUUGUAUUGUAAAAGAUUAAGCAAGAAAAUGCAAUGAAAUAAAGAAGCACAAUGUAGUUUAUUAUAA